Molecule: messenger RNA, 2472 nt
Organism: Raphanus sativus (radish)
Lineage: Eukaryota; Viridiplantae; Streptophyta; Magnoliopsida; Brassicales; Brassicaceae
Product: PHD finger protein At3g20280
Exons: 4
Coding region: 247-2214 (655 amino acids)
Source: RefSeq, a predicted model, not a curated record
AGCCAGCCGAAACACCACGCUCCGGCACCUCUCGCUCAAAAAACCCCCUUCUGCUGCUGCAAAUCGACUCCUAUUUUGUCCUCAAAAUCUUUUCCCCCAAAUUUAUUUUUACCCGCGAAAAUUAGGUUUUGCGCGAUUUUAUUUUCCUUUAUUCAAAAUUUUAAAAACUCCGAGGAAACUCCCAGAUCUCCCUCUCUCUAUAUCUCUCUAGGGUUUUCUCUCUCUCCUCUCUCUUUCACGCUGAGGAUGGAUGCGGCGGCGACGAAUCUCGAAUCCGUCGAAGCGACUCCGGCAACUAAACAAAAUAGCGAUGCAGAGGAGAACGGAGAGGGAGAAUCCGCCGCACCUCCUCCGCCACCACCGUCGAAGAAGCCGCGAUUCGACGAGGAAGUGAACAGAGUGGCCGAGAUCGUGCUCGUCUUAUCCGCACUGCGGAGGAUCCGAGGAGGGAAGCCCCCGACGGAACUGGAGAUUGAGCUGAUGGUCGAAGCUAAAUCGAAGCUGGUGGACAUGUGUCAAGAGUUUUCUCCCAAGGACAUCGUCGGUAGGGAUGCUGUCGGAGCUGUGAUUGAAGAUCUGGGUUUGAAUUGUAAGCUCAAGGAUCAGAGAUUAGGGUUCCGAGCUCCCAAGUUAACCAUCUCCGAGAAGCUAUCUCUUGGCAAGAGAAAGAUGGAAGAAGGGAAGAAGAGCACAGUAGCAGCAUCCACUACCUAUACAUCACCAGGUCAUUUAACUCCGGCAAGUAAUGUUUCUAUGGGACAUCAGUGGGUUAAUAAUAACGAAAUGAAGGUAUCCGGUAGUGCUGUUAAUGCAAGUGGAACCCAUUUCGCUAAGGAUGCAUCAGCGAUAAGACCACAGUUUAAGCCGGAUGUGCAUACUCAGGCACCAGCAGUUCCUGCUGGAAAUUAUUAUGGGAAUGCUGCACCUUGGUCUGCCCAACCUCAUCCCAGUUCCUCCACCAUAUCAUUUGGAACUCCAUCAGAGAGCAAAGUUCAUGUUCCGAGUUCUUCAAGAGUCACAGAUCCGAGCUUUAGACCAUUCAUGCCUCAAACUCAGCCAGGUGCAUUCCCAGGGAUGAAAGGAGUGACUUAUGGUCAGACCUCUGCACCUUUUGGAAACAACCACCAUGCUGAAAUCGCUAAGAUUGUCCACAAGGUUCUGCAACCGCGGGCGAAACAGAAUCUCUUGUGGAAUCCACCUUCAAGAGAGUAUAUGAGCAAAGCAAUGGCAUGCCAGAUGUGCCAAGGAACCAUUAACGAAGUAGAGACACUGCUGAUUUGUGAUGCCUGUGAAAAGGGAUAUCACUUGAAAUGUCUACAAGCUAACAAUAUAAAAGGUGUUCCUAAAUCUGAAUGGCAUUGCUCAAGAUGUGUGCAGUUGUACAGCGGCAAGUCUUUUCCUCCUAAAUAUGGUCGUGUAAUGAGAAGCGCCACUACAGCGAAAAUGUCUUCUAGUACAGGUGAAGUUCAGUCACCCGCGGAGAAGGUGGUUGGUAAAAUCAACCUAAAGGUUAAUAAAGAGGCAAUGCCACGUCCUGAGACAGCAAAACCAACUGUAGUUUCAGCUACGGAUCGAACAGUUGAAGCUGAAGGUGCAACAGCUGUAAGUCAAACAGUUAAAGCUGAAAAUGCAGCAGCUGUAAGUCAAACGGUUGAAGCUGAAGAUGCAGCAGCUAUAAGUGAAAGGGUUGAAGCUGAAGAUGCAGCACCUGUAAGUCAAACGGUUGAAGCUGAAGAUGCAGCGGCUAUAAGUGAAAGGGUUGAAGCUGAAGAUGCAGCACCUGUAAGCCAAACGGUUGAAGCUGAAGUUGCAGCGGCUAUAAGUGAAAGGGUUGAAGCUGAAGAUGCAUCUAUGAAUCAAGGAGUUGAUACUAAUGAUGAAUCACAAGGUUCUGUAGGAAACGAAGUUGAGGGUGAUGAUCCUUCAGAACAGGUACCUCAAUCAGAGACUCCUACUAAUCCUCCAAAACAAGAGAACAAAGAAGAUCCAAGCAAAGAUGUUACUGAAGGAUCCGUUUCAGCCAGUGGCCAAGAUAAAGACCUGAAGAUCACCGUGGAACCAUCAUCACAAGAGGAGAAUUCAGCAUCUCAACCAGACAACUCACCAUCCCAGCCUCCUUUGCAGCCCAACACAGAUCAUUCCCAACAAGAGAACACAACACCGAAUGUCGAAGAGGCUUUACAGAAUGUCACAGAAAAUCCAGAGGAAAACUGAAGCUGUGAAUGGUUGAGACAAAAGUUUCAAAGAUGAGCAUCCACUCUGUCCAGGUAGCCUCUUUGUUCUUCUAGUGUAUUAUUGUAAGUUAUCAUAAGUGCUGAUGUCUUUAAUCUACCUUUAGGGUUGAUUACUAGAUCUUUGUUCCAUGUUGUUUCAAACUUUCUGAGCUAAACUAGUUAUUGAAUUAGGUAUAAUUUUGUAAUUUAGCUUGAACAUUUUUUAUAAGUACUUUAUUUUAGUUUGAACCUACAAUAA